Beta vulgaris subsp. vulgaris (sugar beet) is the source of this 4547-nucleotide messenger RNA. Its product is annotated as putative disease resistance RPP13-like protein 1. Gene Ontology annotation, biological process: defense response to other organism. The transcript is spliced from 3 exons. The coding region runs from base 186 to 2663 and encodes 825 amino acids. The record is from RefSeq and is a predicted model, not a curated record. Gene Ontology annotation, molecular function: ADP binding. Lineage: Eukaryota; Viridiplantae; Streptophyta; Magnoliopsida; Caryophyllales; Amaranthaceae.
CCAUCCUUGGGCAAUUUUUUCCAAAGCACAGUGGAAAAAAGCUGUUAGUACUGCCAUUUUUUCAUUCAAUCAUUCUUCAUCUACUUUUCUGAACAAGUGAGUAGAGUGGUGUUACUUGCUUCUAUCACAACAAAAAAAAAAAUCUGAGUUUGAUUUUCCAUUUUGCAUUUGAGAGUAAUUCAAAGAUGACUAUAGGUGAGACCAUCUUCUCUGCGUUUCUUCAAGCACUGUUUCAGCAGCUGAUGUCUCCUGGAGUAAUAAGUGGGUUCUUGAAACUUUUUGGUGGUGAAAAUUUACCAAAAACUAUCAAAAAGUGCAAAGAUCAGCUGACUGUCAUGGAAACGCUGCUAAGGUCUGCCGAGCAGAAGGAGAUCGAUGACGAGGUUGUUCGGCCAUUGAAGGAGGAUCUUCAAGACAUAGCUCUUGACUUGGAAGAUAUCUUGGACGAGUUAGCUACUCAAGCUCAUGUUUAUGAAUUGGAGAAAAUGGAUCAGGAAGAUGAUAAUAAUGAUCAUCAACUCAAUCCUACUAAUCAUGUCUCUGAAUUCCUUGGCUCAUCAGCAAAUCAUAUGGUGAAAAACAUUAUUGGUAGAGCUGCAGAAAGUGUCUCCACGCUGUUCAACCCCAUUGCCAGCAUUCCAUCAAGGCUGGAUGGCAUUACAGAACGGUUGCACGAUCUUCAGCUGCUGCUACAGUUUUCUGGUCUCUCAGCAAUACAUGCCAUGCCACAGCAGACACACCAAGCUGAAUCUUCUCAUCGCAGUCGAGAAACAAGUUCUUUAUUAGGUGAGCGAGUGGUUUAUGGCAGAGAUAACAAGAAGAAUGAGAUAAUUCAACAGUUACUAGAAGAAAAUCAACAAAGUUCUGAGAACUAUGUUGUGAUUCCUAUUGUUGGAAUGGGAGGCAUUGGGAAGACGACUCUUGCACAGUACGUAUACAACGAUGAGAAGCAACUCAAGGGUCACUUUGAUCUCAAGGCUUGGGUGUGUGUGUCAGAUGUGUUUGAUGUAACACGCAUAACCAUAGCAAUCAUCAACUCUGUCUCUUAUGAAACUCUUGCUGCCUCUAUUAGCCUAAAUCAAGCACAAGAAAAGUUGAAGCAAGUGCUAGCAGGCAAAAAGUUCUUGAUCGUUCUUGAUGACGUUUGGAGUGACAAAUAUGCUGACUGGCACCAGCUACAGGCACCUUUCCAAGACGGGGCAAAAGGGAGUAGAGUUAUAAUGACUACACGAAAUGAGAUGAUAGCAAGGAUGAUGAUUAAAGAUCGGAUUCAUGGCAAUGUCGUCAAUUUAGAAGCAUUGUCCAAUGAGGAUUGUUGGCAUCUAUUUCAGCAACAUGCAGAUCACGAUCCUGACCUUGUUGAGAUGCAGGAUGAUAUUAUAGAGAAGUGCAAAGGAUUGCCUUUGGCUGUGAAAACUCUAGCAGGUCUUUUGAAAAGUACAGGGGAUAAGAGGCAGCGCCAAGAAAUACUAGAUAGCAAUCUUUGGAGUCAGAAGGGUGAUCUUUUACCAGCACUGAUGCUGAGUUACCGUCAUCUGCCACCGCAUCUAAAGCAUAUCUUUGCUUAUAUGUCCAUAACUCCCAAAGAUAUGAAAUUUUCUGAGGAGUUUAGCGUCUUAGAGUGGAUGGCUCAGGGAUUUCUAACCGAAAAUAAAACGUCUAGAAUGGAAGAUAUAGGUCACAACUACUUCCUUGAUCUAGUCUCUAGGUCAUUAAUUGAGAAAGAUUGUGGAGAAAAAGAUUGGUUCAUUAUGCAUGAUCUAAUCCAUGAUUUGGCUCAAUGGGCUGCAGGGGACCUAUGUUGUAUAAUUGGCCCUGGGAAUAUGCCAAGAGAUCUUAAAAGAACUCGCCAUUUGUGUAUCACAAAGUAUCCUUCAGAUGGAACAUUGGGAAGUCAACUCUCUGCUUCUCAAUUGCGAACUUUUAUGAUGUUUGAUGACAAUCCAAAUAUCGAAAUUCUGGAUUUACUCCAAAAAUUUCAAUAUGUACGCACUCUAUACCUCAAGUCAAGAAUACUUGAAGAGUUGCCGGAGUGUAUAGGUGGUCUGAAACAGUUGCGAUGUGUCUGUAUCAGAUUAAGAAAAAUAAAAGUAUUGCCAAAAUCAAUUAGCAGACUCAUCAACCUCCAAGCACUGAACUUGGAUGAGUGUGAUAAUCUUGAGGAGAUCCCACAUGUUGGGUUUCUGGUAAAACUUCGUCUUUUGCGCUUUACAAUGACCUCUUUGAAAGAGAUGCCACUGGGAAUAGGGAGACUGACAAGCCUGCAGACUUUAGAUAGGUUUGUGUUGGGAGCUGAGGGUGGGUCCAGGAUAAGUGAGCUGAGGAACUUGAAUAAUCUCCACGACGAACUAGCCAUAUUUGGACUAGAAAAUGUGACGAGGGUUGAGGAUGCAGAGGAAGCACAAUUGCAUAAGAAACACGGUCUGGAUGAAUUGCAUUUAAUAUGGAAUAAUGUUAAUCCUUGUAGUGGUAAAGAUGUGUCACAGCAGGAUGAGGUCAAUGAGAACACUAUAAGAGGCGUGGUAGAGCAGUUGAAGCCUCACACUUCCAUUAAAAAGUGUAAGUUAAAGGGGUACAGGGGAUUGACAUUGCCAGCUUGGUUGGGAGAUGUCUCUUUGAAGAACAUGGUUGACAUAAAGCUGGUGGGAUUGUACGAGAUGUGAAAGGUUGCCUCCACUAGGGCAGCUACCCUUAUUGACAUAUCUUAAGGUUGAAGGCAUGGAAGGUAUUAAGCAGGUAGGUGAGGAAUUUUAUGGUGCUCCCGAUUGUUCAUCAGUUCCUUUUAAGGCUUUGAGAGGUCUAUUCUUUAUGAAACUGAAAAAUUGGGAGAAGUGGGUGCACUCACCAGUUGACAAAAAUAGGGCAUUCCCCUGCCUUGAAGAUCUUUUAGUUGAGGAUUGUGAAUCACUGCAAGGUGAUCUACCUCCGCAUAUGCCUUCUCUCAAAAUACUGAAAAUCCAAAGGUGCGAGGAUCUGAGUAUCUCACUUCCAAGCCUUCCUUUGCUGGAGGAGUUGAAGGUAGACACAUGCAGAGUAUUGUCUACCACUGCAGAUAUCAUUUUCUGUUCAAAAACGAUGGAUCUUUGUUAUAUUUCGGAAAUUGUAGGCUUUCCUGGGUAUUGCCCUAUCUCUCGUGGAGAACUCCGCGUAAUUGGUUGCCCUUUUCUCAGUACUAUGAACCAGAUGCCCACAACAUUUCGACAGGUGAACAUUGAAAGGUCCGAUGAACUAAAGUCGGUGGAAUUCGAGAAAUCGACUUCCUCCAGUUGUCUUGAAAAAUUCGAGGUUGAGGAUUGUGAGUCUCUCGUUGCCAUUACGAAGAUCCCCUUGACGCUUCGAGAUUUGAAAAUUGAGAGUUGUGAGAGGCUAGAGGUUGUUGAAUUUCAAAAAUUAGGCUACUCAUCAUCAUCAUCAUCGUCAUCAUCAUCAUCAUCAGAUGAAGUUGCUUCCAUUUUCAUACAAGAUUCACUGUCACCACUUACACCAUCCCCACAAGCUCCAUCUCAACUCACCUAUCUCAUCAAAUUAACUAUUUGUAAUUGCCAAAGUCUCGUAUCAUUACCACCAAGUCUGCUCCUCCCAGCUUUAAAAGAACUUGAGUUAUGGGAUUGCAAAAAUAUGGAAGGUCUCCCCAGUGAGAUGCACAAUUCUACGUCUCUCCAACAUUUAGUCAUUCGAGGGUGUCCCAAAAUCCAAUGCUUUGCAGAAGGGGGUUUACCUAGAUACCUCAGGUAUCUUUAUAUUGAAGGAGUAAACAUAAAGCAACAACCAAUACAAGAGUCGGGAUUGCACCUUCUAACUUCUCUUCAAGAUCUAAUCCUGGUUGAUUGCCCGAAAUUCUGCUACUUUUCAAAAACAGGAUUUUUUCCUAGGAACCUAAGUAAGCUUUCAAUCAGUAACUAUAUAGAGAAAUCGAUACGAGAGUCAGGAUUGCACCUUCUAACUUCUCUUCAAGAUCUUAUACUUAAUAAUGUAGAUGACACAGUAGAGUGCAUCCCAGGUCCAGAUCUCUAUCUUCCCUCUUCCUUGUCUCAUUUAUGCAUCACGGGUUUAUCAAAUUUGAAAACCAUAUGUUGUUCCACCCUUCCCAACCUGACUAUAAUUCACAUCAAGUUUUGCCCCAAGUUUGAAUCCUUUGGUCACAAUGGCCUUCCUCCACAGAUUAAAGCUGUGACCAUUGAUGAAGGGUCUGACUUAAUAGAGCAGCAUUUGGAAAUAGAUCCCAAAGGCCGUAUACUUUUUAAAGAUGGCAGGUACUCGCUACGUUAAAACGGUGCCUCUCAGCCUCUGUCAAACUAUUUCAAUGUCUCAAUGGAGUUAGACAGUCUCAGAGUAUUGUGCUCGCUAUGAUGAUCAUUUCUAGUAUAGUAGUUCUUAUCCAUAUUGGCAUAUUCCAUUUUGUUGGGUUCAUAUAUUGAGACUCAGACUUGGGAUCUAAGAUAUUCUUAAGCAAAUAUUAUAUCAUUGGAUCCAUUUUUUUUUUGCUCCCAGUAUAUGCGAAGUUUUCCCCUGCUUGAUCAAAGAGUAAAAAUGGGUUCUCAAAGGAA